GGAAGCCAGCUGCGUUUAGCCAUGACACCCCCCUGAAAUCGUGUGACCUUAACAAAACACGCUGCUAAUUACAGCAAUAAAACUGCCAUGCUGCUGGGCUGACGCAGCCCCAUGUGUGUUUGCUGUGCCUUGGGCAUCAUUUUCUCGUAAAAGUGUCUGAGAUUUAGUAGCGUGUCUUGUAAUUUUGUUUUAAAAAGCAUUAAUAUUCGGUCACAGAACCUGUGAAAUAUCAAACGACUAAACUGAAAUUAUUCCAUGAAACGCAAUAACUGCGGUAAUGGAACGCAUUACGCUUGUUUGGAAUCAGCGCUGGCUCUUCCUGACCUGUUCAGAGAAGGACUACCAGACGGUCAGUAGCGUUGGACAAUAACGCGUUACUAUAAUAUUACUUUUUUUAUUCAAAUUUCAGUAGUAAUAUUACAGUUACCUAUCGCAAAAACAGGUCGUUACCACGUUAUUUCAGUAGUGCUGUCAGUAAUUUCCCAAACCAUCAUAAUCCGUCCGCCAAAUAAUACAAAACAUCUUACGCAGCCAGAAUGAACAACGAGCCCCGGCCAAUGCCUGUUUAUAAAACAGCCGAAAAAGACCAAACUGUCAACUGAACUUCUAAUACUCAGGAACUAGCCCAACUUUUUGCUCAAAAUCAAAAUAUCUGCGCUUUUAAAAGAGCGUUUUCCUUGAUUUUCAGGGAAACAAAACCUAAAAAAAAGUUGUGUUCCCAGUCACAGAAGUCAAUGGGAAAAGACACCAUUUGUUUGGUGAACGCAAACCGUUUGCUGGAACACAACUGAUUGCACUUGCUAUCAGCUGGGCGUCCAAAGGCUUUAACGGCAUUUGGUCUCUUAAACACGAACGCGUGAAAACCAGAAAAAACCGCUACCAGUAAACCAACAGUUGUUCAAAAAGUGAAAGGCUGAUUCAAAGACCGCAAAGUGUUUGACGACGGUGGUACGUUUUAUUUUAUAUUUUGAUAUUUUAUAUAUUUUAUUUAUAAGUGUGUUCCGUAAAAUACUUGAGCCUGAAAUUAAGGGGGGGGGGGGUGUUUCUUAAUAAGCCCAAACCAAUUCCGAGGACUAGCCUAAUUGUAGCAGCUUGUUUGCGUCAGGCAGUCUGCCUGCGGGAGUUGCGGCCGCGUGGUGGAAAAGUAAGCUCGAACUUUCAGUGACGACAUCCGCCGUGGACAAAGAGAUGCGCUUUCGCAAACUGGCUGUGUUCGUUUCCUCAGAAGGACGCCGCUUCGCAAAAUUCUUACCACGCUGGAUAAGAGCGGCAGAACAAGGAUCAUGAAGUAGACGUUGCCACGUUACUCGAAACAGGCGAAUACUUACUGAAGUCUAAGUUUAAUUGUUGAGCGGCUUUACGUGUAGCCUAUGUGAGGGGAUAAUUUCUCAAAAACACGUAACAGAAGAAACAGCCAAAAUGAAAAUUUACGAACGCUCUGACGGAUUUCUUUUCAGAAGUUGAAGUUGGGUAGGGUAACACCGAAGCUAUUUGAAAUUACCCGAAUUGACUCUCGAGCCCAAACGCAGCAGAUGGGGUCAGUGACAUCCGCGUUGACGAAGACGAGGAACACCGUCAAAGUGAGCUCAGAGCCUCAACACGAACCCGACCGGAGUAAUUCGGCUCCGGGUUCGGCGCCGGGGAAAAGACGAAGUAUCCGCUCCAACGUGUUCUCCAGCCAACGGAGCAGACAGAACACGCGACAGUCUCUGUCCGAGGUUCUGAACGGCCAGGACGGUGGCGGAGUGGGGCGCGCGUUGAAGGCUGUCAGCUCCAAAUCCCCGAAUGCCGUGUGGAACGCCCUCACGGCCGGCACUGGGGGGCGGGACCGGCAGAAGGAGAAGCCUGAGAUUCCCGAGGACCCGCGGACCCCGGAGGAGGUGCUGGCGGAGGAGCCGCCCUCCGCGGACGGGCCCGAGGCACCCAUGAAAGCCGCCAUCAGACUGCGAUGUUUGGUAAAACAGCUGGACCGGGGCGAGGCUUCUCUUGUGGACCUGAAGAAAAACCUGGAGUAUGCGUCCACCGUGCUGGAGUCCGUGUACAUCGAGGAGACCCGGCGACUGGUGGACACGGAGGAUGAACUCAGUGACAUCCAGUCGGACGCGGUGCCGUCGGAGGUGCGUGAUUGGCUGGCCUCCACCUUCACGCGGCAGAUGGGGCUGAUGCUGCGGCGGACCGAGGAGAAGCCGCGCUUCAGGAGCAUCGUGCACGCCGUGCAGGCUGGGAUAUUCGUGGAGAGAAUGUACCGGCGAACCUCCAACAUGGUGGGACUGAGCUACCCCUCUUCUGUAAUAUCAGCACUGAAGCAUGUGGACACGUGGUCCUUCGAUGUGUUUGCCCUGAAUGAGUCCAGUGGCGAACAUGCCCUCAAGUUCAUAUUCUACGAGCUCCUCACCAGAUACGACCUCAUCAGCCGAUUCAAGAUCCCCAUCUCAGCUGUGGUGUCCUUCAUCGAGGCACUGGAGGUGGGCUACAGCAAGUAUAAGAACCCUUAUCACAACCUGAUGCACGCGGCGGAUGUGACCCAGACCGUACACUACCUCCUGCUGAAAACGGGGAUGGUGCACUGGUUAACAGAGCUGGAGAUUUUUGCCAUGCUUUUCGCUGCUGCUGUUCAUGAUUAUGAGCACACCGGCACGACAAACAACUUCCACAUCCAGACCAGGUCGGAUACGGCCAUCUUGUACAACGACCGGGCGGUUCUGGAGAACCAUCACGUGAGCGCGGCGUACCGCCUCAUGCAGGACGACGAGGAGAUGAACAUCCUGUCCAACCUGUCCAAGGACGACUGGAGGGAGUUGCGGACCCUGGUGGUGGAGAUGGUCUUGGCCACUGAUAUGUCCUGUCACUUCCAGCAGCUCAAAGCCAUGAAGAACUUCCUACAGCAGCCUGAGGGGCUGGACAAGCCCAAGGCCUUAUCUCUCUUACUGCACACCGCUGACAUCAGCCACCCAGCUAAGAAGUGGGAUCUACACCACCAGUGGACCACCUCCCUGCUGGAGGAGUUCUUUAGACAGGGGGAUAAAGAGGCAGAGCUGGGUCUGCCGUUCUCCCCACUUUGUGACCGCAACUCAACCAUGGUAGCGCAGUCCCAGAUAGGGUUCAUCGAUUUCAUCGUCAUCCCCACGUUCACGGUUCUGACGGACAUGACGGAGCACAUCGUCACGCCUCUCAUCGACGAGGCCUCCCAGGCUGGCCUCACAGGUGUGCGACGCUCCAGUCUGAACAGUCUCACCUCUGAGGAGGCGAAGCAUGCGAGUGAGAAAAGCAGCGGGUCCGAGGGAAGCACGUCUGUAAACUGCUCCCUCCUCUCCGUCGACCUGAAGAACUUCAAGGCUGUGUGGAACGAGGAGGUGCAGCGCAACCGGGAGCGCUGGAAGGCCCAGGCGACCGCAGACGAGAACGCCAAGCGAGAGGCAGAGCGGAAAGGGGCCGGGACUGACCAAUCAGAGCAGGCCAAACGGGAGCCUGGCUCAUCACAGCCAAUGGACGGACAGAAGGAAGGGGCGGAGGCGGAGCCUGAGGGUGGGGGCGGGGCUCAGAGCGUAAGUGAGCUGAGCCACACCCAGCCCCAGGCUGACGGACAGUCAGAGGUCGGUCCGCAGGCACAGAACGGAGAAGUGCUUGAAAAUUCGGACUCUCCUGGGAAUGAAGAGGGUGAGAAACAGAAUGCUGAUGAAAAAGAAGGGGAUUAAGAAGAUCCAGAAAUGCACUGCAAGAACUAGCCGCCACUGACACCACCACACCCCAUCACUCGCAACCCCCCCCCCCCCCCCCCUCACUUCCC
Molecule: messenger RNA, 3787 nt
Organism: Anguilla anguilla (European eel)
Lineage: Eukaryota; Metazoa; Chordata; Actinopteri; Anguilliformes; Anguillidae
Gene: pde1cb
Product: phosphodiesterase 1C, calmodulin-dependent b
Exons: 17
Coding region: 1533-3695 (720 amino acids)
Biological process (GO): signal transduction
Molecular function (GO): 3',5'-cyclic-nucleotide phosphodiesterase activity
Source: RefSeq, a predicted model, not a curated record